Molecule: messenger RNA, 1438 nt
Organism: Monodelphis domestica (gray short-tailed opossum)
Lineage: Eukaryota; Metazoa; Chordata; Mammalia; Didelphimorphia; Didelphidae
Gene: SCNN1D
Product: sodium channel epithelial 1 subunit delta
Biological process (GO): sodium ion transmembrane transport
Cellular component (GO): plasma membrane; sodium channel complex
Molecular function (GO): ligand-gated sodium channel activity
Source: RefSeq, a predicted model, not a curated record
UUCCUGAAAAUUCACUUCCCUUUCCCUGGAAAAAAAGAAAAGAAAAGCUUACAGUCUCCUCCACCACCAUCUCCCUGCCCCCACUCCAUCCCAGGGCCUGGGAAUGCUUCCCAUGGUCCCUCCUCCACCCUGGCCCGCCCCCUUGGGACACCUCCCAGGGCUCCCAGCCUGGCUCCAGUCCAGUCCGGCCAGUUAUAAAGGAGAAGCUGCCAGCCACUGGCGCACCUGGCUCCAAGAGCUCCCCUGGGGACCAACCAAAGUCCCAGUUCCACCUGCCAGCCCUUGAGCAUCCAGAAGACAGAAGGCUCCGGGGAGACAGCUGAGGUUCGGACCCAUGGAGACCUCGGGGGAGCCGCAGAAGGACGAGAAGCUCAUCGAGCUCUUCCACUCCUUCCGGGACAUGUUCAACUUCUUUUGCUCCAACACCACCAUCCACGGCUCGGUGCGGCUCGUCUGCUCCAGCCGCAACCGGCUCAAGACGGCCUUCUGGAGCCUGCUCUUCCUGGCCACCUUCGGCAUGCUCUACUGGCAGUUCGGGCUCCUCUUCGACCAGUACUGGCAGUACGCCGUCAUCGUCACGGUGUCCGUCCGCUCGGAGCCCAAGAUGUUCCCGUCCAUUACGCUCUGCGACAUGAACCCUCACAGGUCCCAGCUCGUGGACCAGUACCUGGAGAACUUGGAUGAAUUUGCCCAGGAGAACAUCUAUUCCUUAUACAAACUAAACAUCACUCGAAGACAAGCAGGGGGUCCAGGCGGUCCAGCUGCCAGCCCCAAUUCCAGCUUGCCCUUUCAUCUCGACCGAAGGAUCUAUCUGGAGGAGCUGAAAGAGGGGAACAUUCACAAAGUCGGGUUCAGGCUGUGUAACAGCACAGGCGGGGACUGCUUCUACCGCAACCACUCCUCAGGCGUCGCUGCCAUCCAAGAGUGGUACCAGUUCCACUUCAUCAACAUCAUGGCGCAGCUGCCCCACCACAAUGAGACAUCCCCCAUAGACCACAAUGGCCACUUCAUCUUCAGCUGCUGCUACAACGGGGAGGCCUGUCAGAAGCAAGACUACGAGAUCUUCCAUCAUCCUCUCUAUGGGAGCUGUUACACCUUCAAUAGCCGAGGAAUGAAUGACUUCUGGAAGGCCAAACGGCCUGGCCUCACUCAUGGAAUCAGCCUCAUUCUCAAGGCCGAGCAGAACAGUUACCUCCCACUGCUGUCCACCGAGGCGGGGGUCAAGGUCAUGAUCCAUGCCCAGAACCAGGUGCCUUUCCUGGAGCACCAGGGCUUCAGCAUCCGUCCAGGCACCGAGACCACCAUCGGAGUGCGGGAGGUGAGCCAGGGGGCCGGAGGGGCCGCUCUGGGCCUGAGCACAGCGGACAGCACGGAUGACCAGAGCAGAGAAUGUCGUCGUCAGAGGCAGAGGACCUGGCUCAGGAACUCUGCUGCCUAG